Messenger RNA from Varroa destructor (honeybee mite), 4919 nucleotides. RefSeq lists its product as uncharacterized. Gene Ontology annotation, molecular function: RNA polymerase II cis-regulatory region sequence-specific DNA binding; DNA-binding transcription factor activity, RNA polymerase II-specific. NCBI's taxonomy places the organism in Eukaryota, Metazoa, Arthropoda, Arachnida, Mesostigmata, Varroidae. The record is from RefSeq and is a predicted model, not a curated record. Gene Ontology annotation, biological process: regulation of transcription by RNA polymerase II. Gene Ontology annotation, cellular component: transcription regulator complex; nucleus.
UCCUCGCGGUUGCCCGCUGCUGCCGCGAGCAGAGCGACGAAGCAGCUCGCCCAGCCCGGGACGAUCGCAGCGCCGCCCGCUCCGCCUCAACGGAGGAGGCUCCGCCUGGCCAAAAGUACCGCCCAGGCCAAGUGGCGGAGUGCUUCAAGCCCAGCGAACAGUAGAAGGACAGUGCAUCGUUUAGUUGUGUACAGUGGUGUUUGGUUUCACGUCGUGUUGGAUUACUCCUCCGCGAAAGUUCUGCAACUGGCCUAGCUUGUCCUAGCUUGCUAAACCUGGACAUCAGGGAAAGGCCGUUUUUUCGGAGACUAAUUGAUUCCUUAUAUUAACAAUAAGAAUCCCAAGAAAUAAUACCGCAACAAUAUCUGGUACGUACGACAGCUGCAACGACAGCUAUUGAUGAACAACUCAACGACCCAGCAUUGUAAUCUACUUGUGGCCUGUGUACUAUCGGCGAGGUCACCUAUCGCCGCAGUUUCAAAGCUAAUCAGAGAUAGAGACAUACAGUGUUCUGCAGUGAAGAUCUGACAGAAACAGCUUGACGUCCAAGUUAUCGAAUCGAUUGAAGAUCGACGCGAGCAUUGGCUUCAGCGGGCGUAGUUCUGCUGAACCGCUGUCCAGUAUUAUUCAGUGCUCGCGCAUCGACGAUUGAUGUCGACAGCUUGUUUCCAAGUGUCUCUAUGAGGGUAUUCAGUAGAACACAGGAUGUUGCCUCCAUAAAUUUCGGUGCGGUCGACGGCGACGAAACCACCGUUAGCAGCUCACAAUUGUCAGCGUUAUCGGUCCGUUUGGAUGCGCGCAGAAUUCUUCUCACUGAGUCUGCUUAUCUGCCACUGUAUGGAUCUGUAUGUAAAGCCCUAUUCUAUGUACGUGUCCCUCGAAGCCAAAGAAUCGUAACCGUUGCUCGAGUUCUACCUUAACAACAAACCAGUAUAAAGGAGCAGUCGCAACAAAAUCAUUGAUACUAACAGCGUAGACGUAGCUCGAACGGCAGCAAGUGAAGUUGUUUACUUAUAACGUGGGUGUGAGCAUGUGUCGUAACCUGGCAGUCGAUUAAUCGUCUAGCGGGGUCCAAAGCGUCUGGUGAGAAUUUCAUCGAGAAUCCGUGUUAGCUGAAGUAGCCUUAUUGUCCGUACAUCGGUGAUUCGCUCGUUCUGUCUGCCUAUCUGUGUAUACUCGUGCUAGCAGUGACCGUGUAGUGGUUGCUGUGUGUAUGUAUGAUUGUGCUUAUGGUGCGCGCGUUUCGGGGGGUACAGCAACGAGUUUGCUGGGAAGACUAGCAGCCAGCUCUAGAUAGCAGAUCUUGUGCUCGCUCAACAUCGGCCUCGUUCUAUUUCCUUGUUUUCCUCAGUGAUCCUUAUCGGUGCACCCAAUCUCAGAACACAAGUCCUCUCUUUCGCGGGCGGUGGCUUGUUGCCUGCCUGCCUGCCUGCCGGCCGGUCGGUAGGCCGCCGAUCCACGAGGAUCCUGCUGCUGCCAGCAGCCCCGACUCGGUGAGGUGAUUCUAAAGUAAAUCUAACCUAACUUAGCCUAGCCCAGUUAAACGAACAACAACAACCCAGCAACCCUUGGCUAUCGCCGGCUCAGCUGGCCACAGCAUUAGGCGCUGCUAGCUUGACUGUGAUCAUGACCAGUACACCGCCAACGGAUUUAAGCCAGUCGGCAUUGACGGGAAAUCUCACCCUUGCACCGGCGCCAGUCCUGCCAUCGUUCGGCUUUACGCAGGAGCAAGUGGCCUGCGUCUGCGAAGUGCUACAACAGUCCGGUGACGUCGAGAGGCUCGCGCGGUUUCUCUGGUCACUACCAACAUGCGAAAGCCUACAAAAGAACGAGUCGGUAUUGAAGGGCAAGGCGCUCGUCGCGUUUCAUCGGGGCAACUUUAAGGAGCUCUACAAAAUUCUCGAAUCGCAUUCGUUCGCUCCAGCGGCUCAUCCGAAACUUCAGGCGCUUUGGUUGAAAGCGCACUAUAUUGAGGCGGAACGCUUACGCGGACGGCAGCUUGGCGCCGUAGGGAGAUACCGAAUUCGUAGGAAGUUUCCCCUUCCUCGCACUAUCUGGGACGGCGAUGAGACGUCGUACUGCUUUAAGGAAAAGUCCAGAACGACGUUGCGCGAAUGGUACGCGCAUAAUCCGUAUCCAUCGCCUCGCGAAAAACGUGAACUCGCCGAAGCCACCGGCUUAACGACAACGCAAGUGUCGAACUGGUUUAAGAAUCGCCGCCAACGGGAUCGCGCGGCAGAGAGCAAGGACGGCAGGGAGAGUCAGACAGGCGACAAAGGCCCGUCAAAGAGCGGAUCAUCCGGAGGCAUCUCAAACGCUGACGCCGACGACGAUGAAGAAGAGUCCGAUAAUUCGUGCCUAUCACCAGAACCUGCAGGUACCUCUCCGGGCGUCGCUCUUGGAAGUACUUUAGGAGGAUCGUUGGCCAAUCUUAGCCAAAGCGGUCCGGGUGACUUACACAGUGCCGUUAGUGAACUCGUCCAAGGUGUACAAAGCCAAACAGCGCAGGAUACGCUCAAGAUGCUCCAAGGCUUUAGCCAUUACCACCAGGCCCAGACGCAUCAGUACACGAAGCAUUCGAUUCAUCAUUUGUUCGGAGGAUCCUCAAUGGACUCAUUGAAAAGUGCCGUGGCGUCGUUUGCAUCCGCGCCACCUGACGUGAUUACGUCAACAGCGACUCAGCUCGCCGCACAAUCGGCUCAAUUUCCGGGUGCAGCGGCUGGUAUCAGGUUCGACUUCUCCGCCGCUGGCCUCACAGCCGGAUUGGCAGCAGCCGCGGGGGCUACGACCUUACCACCUGACUAUCAUCCCCUACUAUGAUGCCGCUCGCAGAAGGAGGAGCAGCUUCAACUAUCAGUUCGUGUCAAUGUACAUCAACGACAACAUCAACAGAAAGGACACCAGCAACAGUUUCAAUUACAGGAACAAAUGCAGUCUCAAUUUGCGUGUGGGACCAGCUGUAAUGGCCCGGGUUACUCGGCCAAGCCCAUCUGUGCGAUGCAGCUAUAGGAAAACUCAAAUAAGUAUGAUUGGAUUGCAUCAGCAAAAGUGAAGUACGCAUGAUUGGCCAAUGGGGAACGAAUUUUCGGUAUUUGCCACGCACAGCUUGAUCGCAGUCAGGCUCCUAAAGGAGUCCGGAACUCGACGAUGUACGACGUCCUUGUCCAUUGAAGCGUCUAGAAUAAGCCAGUACUGCUUCUUUCACUUUUGCUAUUUAUUUGCUGUCAUUAUCACCUACAGAGUCCCCUCUAGCGGCGGCGGCGGCGGCGGCAGCAGCAGCAGCGGCAGCAGCAGCAGCAGCAGCAGCAGCAGCAGCAGGAACGAGUGCUUUAUCCUUCUGAUGGUGAUAUCAUCUCUUCGUUAUAAAGUUUACAGCGCCUACGGCAUUAUCGGGUAGUAAUGGUUGAUAAGUGGUCGUGCAUUAGAGAGAAUGUCGACAGUGGUGCAGUGGACGAGUGACUCAUUCCAUUGGUAAUGCUACUACUAGAAACGUUCCUUUUCCCGUUGGCAUGCGAACCUGAGACUCGAACGGUAAGGAAAUCCCCUGGUACUGCAAGUGGAGCUAUAGCGAAAUCAAGAGUAUAGCAAAUACGGGCUGUUCGGCGUCAUCGUAUUUUGCCAUGUAUUUAGACGUAUCGAAGUUGGCACAAAGACAAGAUAAAGUCACCCUGGCGAGCUCGCUUGUCCUAUCACGUAGAAUAAAGUAGUUGCUGUCCGAUAUAUUUCCGGCGCCGUGGCGGCACGCCUCGCGCAAGAAAGUAAUGUAGAUCCUAGUCACGCGAACUUCAGAGCUCGCCAUGACCUUGGCAAGAGCUAGAAAGAUCUGACGCCAAGGUUAUGUGAAAACAAAAUAGACAAGUAGCGGAUUGACAGAGAGAGGCUGAGAGAGAGCGAGAGAGAGAGAGCGAGAGAGAGCGAGAGAGAGCGCGGCUGAGAGAGAGAGAGAGAGAGGGAGGCUGAGAGUGUGAGAUGGCUGAUGAGACGAUGAUUGGGCCAGACGAUGAGAUGCCGCAGAUUGCAGAGCUUAUUCAUGGUAACAACAACCUGGUGACAAAAAUACUAGAAGAAACACAGCCAUAGCACCAGAAAUCCCCGGCACAGUAACUGUGUAACCGUUUAGCCAUACAGACGUAGACAUCGGACGGCGAUUUUCAGUGAAAAACAAGAACUAACCGAAAGACGGAUGCCUCGGAUGAUAAAUGAUUUACAGCUCUAGCCAUGUUAAGCCAGCUCUAGGGCGGUCUAGGUGUGUGCAAUAACUGGCCGGUGGGCCAGACAGCAGUCAAAGUUCUCUGGCCAGGCGAUAACAAAAACUUUAUAUGUUUAUUAGAGAAACAGUGUAGAUGUGAGACUAAGUAGACGAUAAAUGAUAAUCAAGUAUUGCGGACAUGACACACGCGGACGUAUUUACACGCAUGCACAGGAAAGACAGUGCCUAUUACGAGGCUGUUUCAGACGAAAAAAAACACUAGAAAAUAAAGGAAAUCAAAUUAUUUAAUUUCCGCCCGAAAACAAAUACCAAAAUUAGUAUGGUUCAAAUCUUCUCGUAUAUAUAAGAGAGGUCAUUGAUUGAAGAAUAAUAAUAACAAUGGGUGUAAUGACGGUAUGAUUAAUAACGAUGAUGAUGAUAUUACUUCAUAGCUAUGACAAUAAUAUAAAUGAAGAUGCAAAUAAACAUAAAACACCUGCAGAUAUUACGCUAAAUAAAAUCAGAAGCGGAAUGAAAAGCAAUAUAAGACGUCACCAAUGACAACAAGUAAUGGCGAAUGCAUCCGGCUUUGGAUCUUCAUCGGUACUAUCAUAUAUGAUGGAAAAAUAACAAUGCCGGCUUAAAUAGUUACCACCAUUCCAGACGAAGUCAGGAGGAACAAUAAUAAUUAUUAUAUAUUAACACUAAUAAUGAUAGUGUAAAUAUGAUA